This is a messenger RNA of Danio rerio (zebrafish), 1433 nucleotides long. NCBI's taxonomy places the organism in Eukaryota, Metazoa, Chordata, Actinopteri, Cypriniformes, Danionidae. The record is from RefSeq and is a predicted model, not a curated record.
UCCUCUCGUGGGCCGCCGCUAUUGGACGCGCAGUCUAAUAAUGCUAAACCACAGAGGCGCAGGUGCCAAAACCGAAACCUCCCGCAUGUAAAUUUCAUAUUCAGUUUUCAAAGCAACGCUUACACAACGCACAACACGCUAAGAGUUUCGACGAUCUCUUCCCGUUUGUCUUUGUGAAGACAGUGAAGUCAGUCAGUGUUGAUUUGAUUGUACUGAAGUUCUAAGUGAUGCCCCAGCUCACGUCAGGUGUGAUCCUGCAGCUGACGCUCCUGCUGUCCGCUUUACCUGCGCAGUAUCUCAUCUCCAGGUGGACAGGAAGAACCGCCACACAGCGACACAUCGCCACUCAGACAAUCAUCGACACAUGGAGCACCAUGAGGAAAUCCUACCUGAACACCACUGUUUGGGUUGACUGGAUAAAUACAUGGAUUCCCAAACUACCGUCAUUUGGAGAAGAAGAAGAACAGUACCAAACACUGGAAGAAGCUUUUGCCAUUGAGCUGUUGAUGCACGAUAAUGAGCAUGGCUACUUUGCAGUCUCAAAGGAUGUGCGAAGCCCCAGACCAGCAUAUGUGCUGCAUCGUGUAGGUGAAGUUGUUCUGGAGACUCAAAAUAAAAUGAUUGGUGUGAUCGUGGGCUGGGAUGCAGGACUCCGAGCCCCUCCAGAGUGGAUCAAAAGAAAGAAAUACACAGACACAGAGCUGGAGAGAGCAAAGGACACUCCUCAUUACAGAAUUCUCUUCAGUGGACCAGAUUCCUCAUCAAUAUUGAUCGGAUACAUUCCCCAGUAUAAUGUGAAGAUUUUUCGUGGCUUUGAGCUGGACAUUGCAACUCUAGAGCAUUAUUUUUCAUACUUCAAUGGGGAAACAUUUGUCAUGCAGGAAUGGCUGCAGGAAAUCUACCCUCAUGACUGAACCAGCACAAACACUUUAAAACCGGAAGUCUGUUACUUUCCAUUGACAGUAUUGAUUCUUUUAAUGCAACAAGGAAAAGAUCAAAAAGGAAGCAAGUACAUUUGAGAGAGUUUUACUAUAGGCAGCCCCAAAUACAUAAACACUGAGUAAUUGUACUUAUUAAACUUGUUGAAUAUUUGUGUCAGCUUUCUCAGGGCAGAAUAGUAAAAAAUUCUAUUAUCACAUUUUUAGAAUCAUAUUAAUUUCAAGCAUUUGUAAAGUUAUGAGAAAAACUAAUUGGGAUGUCAAUUAGUUUAAUUGUAGUCUAAAUUUAAUGUCCAACCGGCCACUUUAUUAGGUACACCUUACUAGUACUGGGUUGGACCCACUUUUGCCUUCAGAACUGCCUUAAUCCUGCUUUAAGAUUUAAUAUGGCACAUGGCGCUGGAAGUAGAAGUAGAAGAUGGGUACACUGUGGUCAUAAAGGGAUGGACAUGGAUGGACAUACUCAGGUAGGCUGUGGCGUUGACAUGAUGCUCC